AACAUAUGACAAUACACACUGGUGAGAAGAAUUAUAAAUUUGAAGUGUGUGAUAAAGCAUUUUCUCAACAGAGUGGUCUUAUCAUACAUAUGACAACACACACUGGCGAGAAGAAUUAUAUAUGUGAAGUGUGUGAUAAAGUGUUUUCUACAGGAAGUAGUCUUAUUAGACAUAUGACAAUACACACUGGUGAGAAGAAUCAUAAGUGUGAACUGUGUAACAAAGCGUUUUCUACACGAAGAAAACUUUUGAUACAUGUGACAACACAUACUGGCGAAAAGAAUCAUAAAUGUGAAGUGUGUGAUAAGGCAUUUUCUGCAAGAAGUAAUCUUAUAAGACAUAUGACAAUACACACUGGCAAGACAAAUCAUAAGUGUGAAGUGUGUGAUAAAAUGUUUUUAUGGCAAAGUUCUUUACAGACACAUAUAAGCAUACACAAUAGUGAGAAUAAAUUAAUAAAUGAUGCUGUGACACAUAUGUAAAAACAUGCUGGCAAGAGGAAAACAUAGAUUAUCAUGUGAUGUUUGUGAUUAAGCUUUUAUAAACCAGGUUCUUUAAACAAACAUAUGACAUUUCACUGGUGAUAAAAACAUGUAUUCGAAGUGGUAACUUAUCAUUUUUUAAAUCACACAUGUGUUGAAUAAGCAUAUUUGUAAUGAUUGAUCACACUUUUUAAGCAGGGAUUUCUAUUAAUAUGAUUUACUUUUUGUUUGAUUGAAAGAAUAAGAUGUUUGUUUGGUUUUAUCAGUUUGAACAAGUAAAAAUUUUUUUU
Ruditapes philippinarum (Manila clam) is the source of this 772-nucleotide messenger RNA. RefSeq names its product zinc finger protein 679-like. The record is from RefSeq and is a predicted model, not a curated record. NCBI's taxonomy places the organism in Eukaryota, Metazoa, Mollusca, Bivalvia, Venerida, Veneridae. The transcript has a single exon. Bases 6 to 482 code for a protein of 158 amino acids.